UUUACAGUUUAAGAAAACAUUAUGAAUCCAGCAACAGAAUACGAAAUUAAAAACUAGAAUUUGAUGUAAAGUAAUGUUGCUGCACAGUCAUGUACAGUAGGUGGCGGUGUGCACCUUAAAGUUGCUUGUGAUCCGCCAUAAUUGAAAAGAAGAAGAAGAAGCGCGGCGGAAGUGGUGGGGAUGCGGUGGAUGUUAUGGAAGAUGACAGCGGCCCCUGCUCGGUUCUCGCUCAGCCUCAGGUCAGCUCUUCCUCACGUACUUCAGUCAGUUCGGACAGGAGGUACCAGAGGGAUCCGGACGGGACCUUCUAGCCGGAUUAAGGCGGUUCCAGCAGCGUGGUGCUGACACGCGUGUCUCUGUCCACUGAUUCCAGAUCUGUGUGGAGGGGAACAUCGCCUGUGGAAAAACGACAUGUUUGGAAUAUUUCAGCAGAACCAGCAACAUAGAGGUCCAGACGGAACCGGUCUCCAAAUGGAGGGACGUCCGUGGAAACAAUCCUCUGGCCCUGAUGUACCAGGAUCCACAGCGCUGGGCUAUCACUCUGCAGACCUAUGUUCAGCUCACCAUGCUGGACAGACACCUGUCAGCCUCUGCUGCUCCUGUCAUGAUGAUGGAGAGGUCCAUCUUCAGCGCCAAGCACAUCUUUGUGGACAAUCUCUUUCAGAGUGGGAAAAUGCCGGAGGUGGACUAUGCUGUUCUGAGCGAGUGGUUUGAUUGGAUCACCGCUAACGUUUCCCUCCCAGUUGACCUGAUUGUUUACCUGCAGACGUCUCCUCUAACCUGCUAUGAGAGGCUGAAGCAGAGGUGCAGAGAGGAGGAGAAGGUCAUUCCUCUGGAGUAUCUGGAGUCCAUCCAUCAGCGCUACGAGGACUGGCUCAUUAAAGGAAGCUCCUCUCCGGUUCCUGCUCCAGUUCUGGUGAUCCCUGCAGACCACGACCUCCAGAAGAUGCUCCACAAGUAUGAGGAGCACCGAGAGAGGAUCCUUGCAACCAGCAGCUCCUGAUGCUGCGACAAAUGCUGCCUCACCUUCUCUGAGACCCAGAUCUAUUUAUUGGUUCUAAACCCUAAGCUGCUUCAUCAUCAACCCAUGAAUUUGAUUCUUUUCUGCACUGGACGGUUUUGGACCAAUCAGCAUGGCUACUCUGCCCGUACCUUUGCUGAGCGCCUCGAUUAAUGUUUGAAAAUUAGAAAAAGUCAAGUUUAAUCAGAUUCAUUCAGCGAGGAAAAAAAUCUACCGUUAAGAAUUGAAGUCAAUCCUGCCUAGAAAUUAGUCGCUCGUCCUGUUUGAUAGAGAGCAGUUUCCAAUGUCAUCUUUAUCCGGUUUAAAGACGAGCCGUUAUCAGUUCACCGGUAAAUCCCUUCAGUUUGGCCGUGGAAUCGGGUAUUUUAUUGUUAAGCUUCCAGGUGAGAGCUUACCUAACAGCUACUCCACCAGAGCUAAGAGCAACCUUAUUCAUCACUUUCCCUCAAGCUCCAAGUUUCAUCUGACACAACUUCUCUGCAGAGUUAAAGGAAUGUUUAGAUUUGUUGAUUUUUGUUCCGUAAAAUGCUGCUUCACUCGAAAACCUCAACUAACUCUACAGGGACAUUGGCUCCACAGUCAUUAAGGCAAAGAUGGCUGCAAACAGACAUUCUGUUCUGCUGAGAGCUAAAGAUUCUUUUUCCAAAGUGUUUCUGUUGAAGUUAACCUGCUUUAUUCUACCAUUUUUUUGGGGUGAGUUUUAUGAAUUGCAUCUCCUCACAGUUAAACUACAAGGAUUUAAUAAGAAUGCUGUUCCUAAAACUGAGCCUUCCAAAAAAUGAUGAAAGCAGAAAUUCGGAAAAAUAAUCAAAACAGCAAACAGUAUUGUUUGAAUUUUUACUUACAUUUUAGUCUAAAAAAAUUUUCUCUUUCCAUUUUUGAAAUGUGUUGUUUUCAGUAAUCUCUAUGGAAAACCUCCCACUGACAUUCCACCUCUGAAAACUGUUUUUUAUUAAUAAAAUAUCUUAAAAAGCAAAAAGAAAGUGAUCCGUUCUCCA
Molecule: messenger RNA, 2019 nt
Organism: Cyprinodon variegatus (sheepshead minnow)
Lineage: Eukaryota; Metazoa; Chordata; Actinopteri; Cyprinodontiformes; Cyprinodontidae
Gene: tk2
Product: thymidine kinase 2, mitochondrial
Exons: 9
Coding region: 509-1003 (164 amino acids)
Biological process (GO): nucleobase-containing compound metabolic process
Cellular component (GO): mitochondrion; cytoplasm
Molecular function (GO): ATP binding; deoxynucleoside kinase activity
Source: RefSeq, a predicted model, not a curated record